Messenger RNA from Thalassophryne amazonica, 3879 nucleotides. It is a transcript of the gene wdr35, whose product is annotated as WD repeat domain 35. The transcript has 28 exons. Gene Ontology annotation, cellular component: non-motile cilium; intraciliary transport particle A. Lineage: Eukaryota; Metazoa; Chordata; Actinopteri; Batrachoidiformes; Batrachoididae. Gene Ontology annotation, molecular function: protein binding. Gene Ontology annotation, biological process: protein localization to cilium; intraciliary retrograde transport; non-motile cilium assembly. Bases 289 to 3843 code for a protein of 1184 amino acids. The record is from RefSeq and is a predicted model, not a curated record.
UCGGAACAGUGCUUCAGGAUAAUCAGCCUCCUCGAAACAAAGAAAGCUGAAGGGUCGAUGUCAUAGUAACGUAACCACCUGCACGUCUUUAUAAACAUCUUUAGUAUUAGUUAACUGCAGCAUGUUAUUAAUUUCCUCGCUCGACGAGCGUUAACAAUAUAGUUUAACUUACUGAAAUAAGUGAUGAUGUGAUUUGGAACCGUUAGCUCACUUUAGCUUCGUAACGCUAGCUAGUGUGCUGUAAUUUAUUUACGGUGGAUUAAUAGAAACCUAAAUAUCAUCAUCGACAUGUUCAUUUACCUUAGCAAAAAGAUUGCUAUACCCAACAAUAUCCAUCUGAGGUGCAUCUCCUGGAACAAAGAUCAAGGCUUCAUCACAUGUGGAGGAGAUGAUGGUCUCCUGAGAGUGCUCAAGCUCGAAACACAGACAGAUGACAUUAAACUGAAAGGACUUGCUGCCCCCAGUAAUCUCUCAAUGAACCAGACGUUAGAAGGACAUAGUGGAGCAGUACAAGUGGUAACAUGGAAUGAACAGUAUGAAAAGCUGACAACUAGUGACCAAAAUGGGCUCAUCAUUGUGUGGAUGCUCUACAAAGGUUCCUGGUAUGAGGAGAUGAUCAACAACCGGAACAAAUCUGUGGUGAGGAGCAUGAGUUGGAAUGCCGACGGUCAGAAGAUCUGCAUCGUGUAUGAAGACGGAGCAGUAAUUGUUGGAUCUGUUGAUGGUAACCGGAUUUGGGGAAAGGAGCUUAAGGGAAAUCAGCUUGCUCAUGUGGCGUGGUCACCAGACAGCAAGAUCCUCCUCUUUGGAAUGGCCAAUGGGGAAGUACAUAUCUAUGACAGUCAAGGAAACUUCAUUAUGAAAAUGACCAUCAGCUGUCUUUCAAAUAUGACUGGAGCCAUCAGCAUAGCAGGUAUUCAUUGGUACGCAGGCGCUGGGGGUUAUGUGGAGCCAGAAUGUCCAUGCCUCGCUGUCUGUUUUGACAAUGGAAGAUGCCAGAUCAUGCGCUAUGAAAAUGAUGAAAACCCAGUCUAUAUUGAUGCACAGAUGACUGUAGUUAGUAUCCAGUGGAACCCCUGUGGCAGUGUGCUGGCACUGGCAGGUUUCCCCAGAGUGUCAAAUUUGGAGAAAGACUUCAACGUAGUGCAGUUCUACACACCAUUUGGGGAGCAUCUGAGAACUUUGAAAGUGCCUGGGAAGCAGUUGACAGGAGUCACCUGGGAGGGAGGGGGUCUGCGUAUUGGCCUGGCUGUGGAAUCUUACAUCUUCUUUGCCAACAUAAGACCUGAUUACAAGUGGGGCUACUGCUGCAGCACAGUUGUGUAUGCCUAUACAAAGCCAGAGCGACAAGAGUACUGUGUGGUGUUCUGGGAUACCAAGAACAAUGAGAAGUUUGUCAAGUAUGUCAAGAGCCUGAUGUGCAUCGCCACCUCAGGAGACUUCUGUAUCCUGGCCACAAAGUCAGAUGACGCUCAGUCUCAGGAGGAUGCUGAGUUAGAGUCUGGGAGUUAUGCAAGGUAUGUCCUGUUUUUGUGUAAUUCUAUUGGGACGCCAUUGGAUUCAAAAUAUAUUGACAUCGAUCCACUGUUUGUCACCAUGACGAAGACGCAUGUGAUUGCUGCAUCCAGAGAAGCUUUCUAUAUCUGGCAGUACAGAGUAGCGAAGAAAUUAACAGCCGUGGAAAUCAACCAAGUGACCAGAAUGAAGAAGGAGGGAAGAGAGAGGAUCUAUCACAUUGACAGCAAUCCAUCUGGAGGAAAUGAUGGAAAUAUAGAUUUUGCAAAAGCCUUCACAGAAACACAAGAUCCAAUCUGUGGGAUUACAGCAACAGAUAAAACCCUGAUUGUGGGCCGUGAAUCUGGUGUAAUCCACAGAUACACCCUCCCGAAUGUGGUCCUCAUCCAAAAAUACACUUUAAAUAACAGAGCCCACCAUCUUUUCUUGAACUGCAACUCCAGUCGUCUGGCCAUAAUUGACAUCGCAGGUGUGCUGUCGUUGUUGGAUCUGGAAGCCCGUUCAUCCUCGGACAACAGCGCUUCGAGCCAGGCCUCUGCAGGAGAUCCAUCCAAAUUUGAACGCAAAGAUGUUUGGGAUAUGAAGUGGGCAAAUGACAAUCCUGAUCUCUUCGCCAUGAUGGAGAAAACCAGAAUGUAUGUUUUCAGGAACCUGGACCCAGAGGAACCCAUCCAAACAUCUGGGUACAUCUGUCAUUUUGAGGAUUUGGAAAUCAAAUCUGUCCUGCUCGAUGAAAUCAUGAAGGAUCCGGAGAGGCCAAACAAAGACAACAUCAUCAACUUUGAAAUCCGCUCUCUGAGAGACAGUCGAGCACUGAUAGAGAAAGUGGGGAUUGAAGAUGCCUCACAGUUCAUUGAAGACAAUCCUCAUCCCAGACUCUGGCGUCUGCUGGCUGAGGCUGCCCUCCAAAAACUGGAUCUGAAGAUGGCUGAGCAGGCCUUUGUGCACUGCAAAGACUAUCAGGGAAUUGAGUUUGUCAAGCGCCUGGGCAACCUGCAGAGUGAGGCCAUGAAGCAGGCGGAGGUGGCGGCUUAUUUCGGCAGGUUUGAAAAAGCUGAGAGGAUGUACUUGGAUGUGGAUCGCAGGGACCUUGCCAUAAGCCUCAGGAUCAAGCUGGGAGACUGGUUCAGGGUACUCCAGCUGCUCAAAACAGGUUCUGGUACCUGUGAUGAUGCUCUGAUGGAACAGGCUUACAAUGCCAUUGGAGACUACUUUGCUGACAGACAGAAAUGGGCCAGUGCAGUGCAGUACUACGUUCAGGGUCAUAACCAGGAGAAGCUGGCAGAGUGUUACUACAUGUUAGAGGACUAUGAUAACCUCGAGAGACUGACUGAUUCUUUACCAGAGAAUCAUAAACUUUUGCCGGACAUUGGACAGAUGUUUGCCACUGUGGGCAUGUGUGAACAGGCUGUUAACGCCUACCUGAAGUGUAACCAGCCUAAAGCCGCCGUAGACAUGUGCGUCCAUCUGAACCAGUGGAACAAAGCCGUGGAACUUGCCAAGAACCACAACAUGAAGGAAAUUAAACCUCUUCUGUCCAAAUGUGCCUCACAUCUGCUGGAGAACAAUAAAAUUCUGGAGGCAGUGGAACUAUAUCGUAAAGCCCAUCAUUUUCUGGAUGCAGCCAAACUCAUGUUUAAGAUCGCAGAGGAAGAGGCUAAAAAAGGGACUCGACCACUGAGGGUGAAGAAGUUGUACGUGCUGGCAGCGCUCCUCGUGGAAAAUUACCACACGCAAGUGAAGAUUUCACAGCAGAGCAGAGCCAAGGGAAAAAAGUCUGAGGUGACGUUUGCACUUACUGGGCUACUUGAGGAAGAUUUGACAUCGUCAGACAAUCGUAUUGUGGACAAUGCCUGGCGUGGAGCGGAGGCUUAUCACUUCUUCCUGCUCGCUCAAAGGCAGUUGUAUGAAGGCUACAUGGACAACGCCAUGCACACAGCUUUCCACCUCCGUGAGUACGAGGACAUCAUCCCAGCCGUGGAGAUCUACUCCCUGCUCGCCAUUUGCUCUUCGGCCAACUUGGCUUUCGGCACAUGUUCGGCAGCUUUCAUCAGGCUGGAGUCCUUGGAGAGCCUGAAGCCUGAACAGCAGCAGCUUUAUGAGAAUCUCGCCCUGGAAAUCUUCACCAAGCACCGCCCGAAGGACAGCCGUGUGUUUGAGCUGGACACGUCAGAGGGGCCUGAAGGGAAGUUACCCACGAGCAUUGUGACGGGUUUGUCCAUCCAAGAGUACCAGUUCUGGAUGUGCAGUGUGUGUAAACACUGCGCCCUGGAGCAGGAAAUCAGCAAAUAUCACUUCUGCCCGUUAUGUCACACCUCUGUGGCCUGAAGCUCCGGAAUUCACAAAUACUGUAUCAGCAGUUGC